UAAAAGGAAAAAGAAAGGACUAGCAAGAAAGAACCGAGAAGCAAGAAGACCAACAAGAGGAAACUGAAAUUAAACCUCAAAAAAAAUGUCAAAGCAGCUUAGUAACCAACACAAAAACAAAGACAUCCUCAGUCACUCACUUCCAAUAUCACUGGAAGAACUGGAACCCUCUCUCUGUCUUUGACUCCAAUCUCAAAAAAAAAAAAAAAAAAAAAAAAAAAAAAACUAAAAGCCUUUCUUUCUGUCUCUCUCUUCUCGUCUGCAAAAGAAAAGCCUUCCUUGUUUAUUUCUCUGAAUUCUUUUAUUUAUUUUUACAUGGCAAGCAAUAGAGAAGACGCACUUUCAUACACAAACAAUAAUCCGUCGUCUUCUUCAUCUCCAAUUACAGGUUCUGACCAUCUUGACGCCACUUUCCUCUCUGCUGCACCACCUGACCCAUCAUCUGGGUCCCACUUAGGCAGUGCUUCUAAUAGCUUUCAAAACGAUGCCGGUUUUCUCACUGAAAGUGCUAGUAGCAGUAGUGAUAUUGAGUUUGGCUUUUCUAGACCUGAAUUUAGGCAAAACCCAUUGGCUGGGACUGUUCAGUUUUAUCAACGUCAUGUGUUUUUAUGUUACAAAAACCCUUCUGUUUGGCCACCUAGAGUUGAGGCUGCUGAGUUUGAUCGAUUGCCUAGGUUGCUUUCUGCUGCUGUCUUGGCUAGAAAGGGUGAUAUGAAAAAAGAGACUCGCUUAACAAUCUGUGAGGGGCAUGAUGGAACUGAGACCUCAAAUGGAGAUGUAUUAAUCUUCCCAGAUAUGACCAGAUACAGGAGAUUGACACAUUUUGAUGUGGACACAUUUGUUGAGGAAGUGCUUGUGAAGGAAGGGGAAUGGCUGCCUGGAACUCCUGAAACACUGAAGGGUUCUUAUGUUUUUGUAUGUUGUCAUGGGUCUCGAGAUCGUCGCUGUGGUCUCUGUGGACCUGCUGUGGUUAGAAAAUUCAAAGAGGAGAUAGAAUUACAUGGAUUUCAAGGUAAAGUGUCCGUUAGCCCAUGCUCUCACAUAGGGGGGCAUAAGUAUGCAGGAAAUGUCAUAAUAUUUGGAUCAAGUAUGAAUGGACUCAUCACUGGACACUGGUAUGGAUAUGUCACUCCAGAUGAUGUACCCAUUUUACUUGACCAACAUAUUGAAAAAGGAGAGAUUGUAGACCAGCUGUGGAGGGGCCAAAUGGGUUUAUCUGAAGAAGAACAGAUCAAAUCCCAAGAACUAAGGCUCCAACUAAACGGCGAGACAGAUGUUGCAAGGAACAUUAAGGAGCUGACACAAUCACAGGAAGAUGAAGCAAGCAAUGCUGCAAUAAGGUCUGACGUAGAAUUUAUGGCCUGUUGCCAGCAAAAUGGAAAAUCUUCUUGCUGCCAAUACCCUGUCUCAAAGCACAAGGAGGAGAAUCUAGAUGCCAAUAAUAAGGGUGUAAAGGUGUCCCCUGAGAAGAAGAAGAGCAGCAAAAGACUAUUAUCCCGGAUUAACAGUGGAAAAGGUAUGUCCACGCGUAGGGUUUGUGCUAUGCCAACAUGGUUGGAGAGCUGGGAACGUGAAGAUACAUAUGCAGCUCUUGCUGUUGUCUGCGCUGUGGUGUCAGUUGCUGUUGCCUAUAACUGCUACAAACAGUUAAGAUAGAAUUUCAAAAUCUAGCGGAUGGAUUGUAGUAUUUUCUCCAUGAAUUCCUGUUUGUGAGAUUGGUGGGGAAGGGCUUUAAGCGAAUUCAUUAUAUCUGAUACGUGUAAGAGUAUGUGAUAUAAUUUAUACGUUCUCUUUGUUCACACGAAACUUUGAGAUUGUGAUUGUGCAUAUAAUCAAUCUAUGUCAGUAAUUCCCAGA
Ricinus communis (castor bean) is the source of this 1857-nucleotide messenger RNA. RefSeq lists its product as uncharacterized. The record is from RefSeq and is a predicted model, not a curated record. The transcript has 5 exons. NCBI's taxonomy places the organism in Eukaryota, Viridiplantae, Streptophyta, Magnoliopsida, Malpighiales, Euphorbiaceae. The coding region runs from base 316 to 1656 and encodes 446 amino acids.